AUGUCGCUCCCGAGGCGCUCCUACGACCCGCGCCGCGUUUGCCUGUUUCCCAUGCCCCAGCUGCCCGCCUUUAUCCAGACAAACAAGCGAUCCUUCGGCAUCUACCUCUCCGGCGCCCUCUUUGCCCUGGGAUGGUGGUUCUUUCUCGAUGCCUGCAUCAUCUCGUCGCUCACCCUCAAGCCGCCCCGCGACCCCUCGCUUCCCUUUGAGCCUCCGGCCACCCACAUCAGCUUUGCCGACUGGGUCCCCGGCCUCUGCGCCACGAUUGGCAUGAUCGUCGUCAAUCUCAUCGACAAGCAGCACCUCACAGAGGCAGGCGGCACAUUUUCCUUUGGCGGCGGCUCCGGCGGCGGCUUCAGCGGCGACAGCGUCCAGUGGCGCGCCCGGCUCUUCCUCUUUGUCGGCUUUGCCCUCCUCGCAGGGGGCCUGGCCGGAUCCAUUACGGUGCUCACCGUCAAGUACCUCGUCGCCGACCUGCCCCAAGGCUUCGAGUACUACGGCGUCGCAAACGUCGUCCAAAACUCUGGCAUCAUGCUCAGCACCGUGCUCCUCUGGAUCAGCCAGAACACCGAGAGCGACUUCGAGUACAACCUCACCCUCUAG
Molecule: messenger RNA, 603 nt
Organism: Pseudozyma flocculosa PF-1
Lineage: Eukaryota; Fungi; Basidiomycota; Ustilaginomycetes; Ustilaginales; Ustilaginaceae
Exons: 1
Coding region: 1-603 (200 amino acids)
Biological process (GO): protein targeting to vacuole; late endosome to vacuole transport via multivesicular body sorting pathway
Cellular component (GO): fungal-type vacuole membrane; Vps55/Vps68 complex
Source: RefSeq, a predicted model, not a curated record